AGGGAACAUCUAUAAUAAUAUGGAUUCAAGUUUCUUAAACAGCAAGAAUUUAUAGGAUUCUGAAAACAUAAGCAAAACCUGAAUAUGUUUAAGAAUAAAUACCUAACUCCAGACUUUGGGUGUGUCGCCGUUCCCGAAUCGAAGAAAUAAGCGUGUCCAGAUUCAAAAUAUAGACGAUUGCUUUGGUGUGUAGUGAUUGAAAUAUACUCCAUAUAUCACAAUCGACGAGCUUCUGGAGGUCGUCUCUCUCUCUUCUGAAGAUAGCUUUGGGAGUCGAUAGAAACAAAGUAACAGCGCGCAGACCGAAAUUAGGGAUGGAUUGAGAGAGACUGCUCAAUAUUUAGCUAUUUGGUAUUUAUUUUCCAUACCAAAUCUCAUAACCUAAUUUCGUUCCUUGCAAAUAACUAACUCCCGGUCACUCGGGAAUGGGGGAAUGCCGGACGAGCUUCCGGAGCGGCGGCGGAGUGGGAGAGUUCAAAAUCGAGGUGCUGAGCGGGAAGAGUUCUUACGGCGGCGAGACGAAGCGGAGCCGUUCGCCGGAUGCGGCGGCGGCGCGACGGAGCGAUGCAGCGAUGCCGUGGAGGAUGGUGAACGACCCGGAGGUGAAGAGGCGGAAGAGGAUAGCGAGGUAUAAGGUGUACGCGAUGGAAGGGCGAGUGAAGGCCACGAUCAGGAAGGGGGUUUGGUGGAUCAAGAACAAAUGCUCCCGAAUCAUCCAUGGCUACUAGAGCUCAUUUCUUAAUUUACCAUAUAUAUCUUGUACUCCCUACUUGUUUGUUGAUGAUAAUUAUUGUUAAUCUAAUACUCUCUUUGCUCCUCUUGAUUUGCAUUUGUGCUUGUUUCCCAAAUUAAAGUUUUGAAGGGGUU
Messenger RNA from Cuscuta campestris, 867 nucleotides. NCBI's taxonomy places the organism in Eukaryota, Viridiplantae, Streptophyta, Magnoliopsida, Solanales, Convolvulaceae. The record is from the annotation of a GenBank genome assembly.